Molecule: messenger RNA, 418 nt
Organism: Melanaphis sacchari
Lineage: Eukaryota; Metazoa; Arthropoda; Insecta; Hemiptera; Aphididae
Gene: Nop10
Product: H/ACA ribonucleoprotein complex subunit 3
Exons: 3
Coding region: 130-324 (64 amino acids)
Biological process (GO): rRNA pseudouridine synthesis; positive regulation of telomerase RNA localization to Cajal body; snRNA pseudouridine synthesis
Cellular component (GO): box H/ACA snoRNP complex; box H/ACA telomerase RNP complex
Molecular function (GO): telomerase RNA binding; box H/ACA snoRNA binding
Source: RefSeq, a predicted model, not a curated record
CCACGUGAUUGACUCUCAUAACUUGAUAACGUAAGAACUAAAAAGUAAAGUGUGAACAAUAAGCAAAACAAGUUAGGAUAAUACUUUUUGUACCUUUAUAAUAUCGAAGCUUGAAAAUAAAUCUUCAAAAUGCUUUUGAGAUAUUAUCGCAGUGAAGAAGGUACUCGGGUUUACACUUUAAAGAAAGUGGAUCCUGCUGGCAACCAAACUUUAAGCGCUCAUCCAGCCCGAUUUACACCAACUGAUCAACAUUCUAAAGAACGGAUUCGAAUUAAGGAAAGAUUUGGACUUCUGCCUACACAAAAACCAGCACCAGUAUACUAAGAUCAUACAUCAACACCAAAGAAAAUAGUAAAAAAAAAAAAUAAAAAUGAAUUGAAUACCCAAUUUGUCAACUUUUAUUUAAUAAAAUAAAUAA